Teleopsis dalmanni is the source of this 1286-nucleotide messenger RNA. Its product is annotated as sodium-coupled monocarboxylate transporter 1-like. Gene Ontology annotation, cellular component: membrane. Gene Ontology annotation, biological process: sodium ion transport; transmembrane transport. Gene Ontology annotation, molecular function: symporter activity. The coding region runs from base 72 to 1286 and encodes 404 amino acids. The record is from RefSeq and is a predicted model, not a curated record. NCBI's taxonomy places the organism in Eukaryota, Metazoa, Arthropoda, Insecta, Diptera, Diopsidae. The transcript is spliced from 8 exons.
AAGGAAAAGUGAAAAUUCUAAAACAAAAAAAAUUUGAAAUCCUUUGAAUAGUGAAAGAUAAAUAGUUAAAAAUGGAAUUACUUAAUGAAACCGCUGAAAUCGUGAAUAAUGGAAUUUCUCAAUUCACAUUUAAUGCUACCGAUUAUACGGUCUUUGUGUUUAUGUUAUUUAUCUCAUUUGGCAUUGGUGUUUAUUUCGGUUUCUUUGCCAAAGGUGCUGAUACAACCGAUGAAUAUCUAAUGGGUGGGAAACGCAUGAAAACCAUACCUAUUGCUAUCUCACUUGUGGCAAGUCAACUUUCCGGUAUAUCCAUCAUGACGAUACCUUCAGAAAUGUAUUCAUUUGGCAUAAAUUGGUGUUUUAACGUGAUGUCAAUGUUAAUAGUUGUGCCAAUCCUGUGUUAUGUUGUUAUACCAGUUUUUUAUAAUAAUAAUAUAUCGAACUGUUAUGAGUAUCUGGAAAUAAGAUUUAACCGCAAGACGCGCCAAAUUCAAACCAUUGCCUUUAUAGUUACGUUGUUCCUGAUGUUACCAGUUUUUAUUUUUAUACCAGCACUUGCAUUUUCACAAGUUACUGGCAUAAAUAUACAUCUCAUAAAUACAAUCGUCUGUUCAAUAUGUGUAUUUUAUACUAUGUUUGGCGGAAUCAAAGCGGUUGUUUGGACAGAUGUUGUACAAGCAUUUAUAAUGGUCACAUCUGUGGUAUUAGUUGGAAUAUUGGCUACAGUAAAAAUAGGAGGAAUUGGAGAAGUUUACCAUAUCGCUAAAGCCGGUGGCCGCUUAAAUAUCAAUUUAGCAUUCGAUUUAACAACUCGCUCUACACUAUGGAACUGUUUUAUAAGUGGAACACUAAUGUGGGCUUCAUAUGUUGGCCUGAAUCAAAGUUGUGUACAGCGUAUAGUGUCCUUGCCCUCAUUGGGUCAUGCUAAAAGAUCGCUUGUAAUUUUUGGUUUUGGUUUUAUCCUCAUACUUGGAUUUAACACUUACACUGGCAUUGCGAUGUAUUCACGUUAUCAUGACUGUGACCCAAUUCAGGCAGGAUUUGUUCAAAAAACUGAUAAACUAAUGCCGUACUUUGUACAAGAUAUUGUAGGCCAUUUAAAAGGUAUGCCUGGUGUAUUUAUAUCGUGUGUUUUUAGUGCUGCUCUGAGUACAAUGUCGGCCAGUUUAAAUUCCUUAUCUGGUAUAGUCUACUUUGAUUACAUCAAACCAUAUAUUAGACACACAGAGAGUCGUGCAAAUCUUAUCAUGAAAUUUUCUCCAACACUUCAACUCAACACAGCAUAA